AUGGUGCCGAAAAAGCUUCCAUUAGAUCUGGAAGAAGAGAUACUCUUUCGAGUUCCACCUCGAUCUCUCCAUUGCUUUAGAUCCGUUUGCAAAGAAUGGAACGCUCUUUCCAGAGAUAAGAGAUUAAUCAACAAAAACUUUGCUUGCGCUCCUCCAGAAUUCAUCUUAAAGACACGUUCCAAUAUUUAUUCGAUAAGCGUCAAUCUCAACGAUGACAAUCCAACUAUAAAUGUGCGUGACUUAUGCUUUGGUGAUCAUUUACGGGGUCAACAUUCUCUCUAUGGGACCUGCGAUGGUAACUUCUUCUUGUAUGAUCACUUUCACGAAGGAGGCGGAUGCAUGGUAGUAGACCCGAAAAGAGUUACAAGAUUAUUGAGAGAACGUGUCCUCUCGGUUUACAAGGGAGAUCGGUUCUCGGUGUUAGAACAAUCCAAAAAAACAAGGAAGAUUGAGAUUUGGGUGACGAAGAAUAAAAUUGGUAACGGGGAUGAUGGAGACGAUGUGGUGUGGAUUAAGUUUAUGACUAUCUCAAGACCUGACUUCCCCAUGGUACUAAUUAGUCACCCGUCUACAAAUUACUUCGUGGAAAAUAAUAUCUAUGGAAAGGCCUUUGUUCUGUCUUGUCCUACCAAGAAACCUAAAGCAGCUUGGAUUAAGAUAGAUGGAGUUGUAUUCGCUAAGUCUGAUCAGUCAUCUGUCUUUGUUCCCAGUUUGAUCACCAUUCCUUGA
Messenger RNA from Arabidopsis thaliana (thale cress), 729 nucleotides. RefSeq names its product F-box family protein. Bases 1 to 729 code for a protein of 242 amino acids. The record is from RefSeq and is marked reviewed. NCBI's taxonomy places the organism in Eukaryota, Viridiplantae, Streptophyta, Magnoliopsida, Brassicales, Brassicaceae. The transcript is spliced from 2 exons.